CCGACGGACCCAGGAGCUCCGUAAACGUCUCACCGUUACACUCCGAAGCAGAAGGUUGCGGUAAAUAACCGAGCACGCUGUUAAAACCCAAGAAGAAGAAGCAGCAGGACCUAAGGACAUUACACAACAGUGUCGGGGUAAACAUGGCGGCUGGCAGACCUCUGGGGAAAAUUGCUAGACUUGGCUCCAGUAUCUGCAGGAACCAGCGCUUCUUUUUAAACAGGAGCUCACAGAGACGAGGAGUAGCUUCUUGUGUCGACCCUGCUCAUGGACUCACAGAGGAACAGAAAGAGUUUCAGAAGGUGGCCUUUGAUUUCGCAGCCAAUGAAAUGGCUCCACACAUGGCAGAGUGGGACCAGAAGGAAAUUUUCCCCGUGGAGACGAUGAGGAAGGCCGCCCAGUUGGGGUUCGGUGGGAUCUACGUGCAGCCGGAUGUCGGAGGAUCGGGUCUGUCUCGGCUGGACACUUCAGUCAUCUUCGAGGCCUUGUCCACAGGAUGUGUCAGCACCACAGCUUACAUCAGCAUCCACAACAUGUGUGCCUGGAUGAUCGACACCUUUGGCAACACUGAGCAGAGGGAGAAGUUCUGUCCCCAACUCUGUUCCAUGGAAAAGUUUGCUUCCUACUGUCUCACUGAACCAGGCAGUGGCAGUGACGCUGCUUCACUGCUGACCACUGCACAGCUGAGAGGUGACCAUUACAUCUUGAACGGUUCAAAGGCUUUCAUCAGCGGAGGAGGAGACACAGACGUCUAUGUUGUGAUGUGCCGAACGGGGGGUAAAGGAGCAAAAGGCAUCUCUUGUUUGGUGGUGGAGAAAGGAACCCCAGGUCUCAAUUUUGGCAAAAAAGAAAAGAAGAUGGGUUGGAACUCUCAGCCGACCAGGGCGGUCAUAUUUGAGGACUGUGCUGUCCCAGUGGCCAACCGGCUCGGUGAGGAAGGACAAGGAUUCAACAUAGCUAUGAAAGGCCUGAAUGGAGGCCGAAUUAAUAUUGCAUCCUGUUCUCUUGGGGCGGCACAUGCCAGCGUGCAGCUGGCCAGGGAUCAUCUGUUGGUACGCAAGCAGUUUGGAGAGACGCUGUCCAACAACCAGUUUCUUCAGUUUAAACUGGCAGAAAUGGCCACUAAGUUGGUUGCAUCUCGCCUCCUGGUGCGGGAGGCUGCGACGGCGCUGCAGGAGAACCGGCCCGAUGCCGUUUCUCUCUGCUCCAUGGCCAAACUCUUCGCCACAGAUGAGUGCUUUAAUAUCUGCAACCAGGCUCUGCAGAUGCACGGUGGGUACGGAUACCUCAAAGACUAUGCAGUGCAGCAGUUUGUCCGAGACAUCAGAGUACAUCAGAUUCUAGAGGGCACAAAUGAGGUGAUGAGGAUGAUCAUUUCCAGAAAUCUGCUGACGGAGUCAUGAAUCUUUUCCCUUGGAUCUCUGAGUGACGUCAGUAGUGACCAUAUUGUUACGGUCUUCAUCUCUCUAUUGUUACUGUGGGACUGGUUUUCUAGA
Messenger RNA from Etheostoma cragini (Arkansas darter), 1496 nucleotides. RefSeq names its product acyl-CoA dehydrogenase family, member 8 (gene acad8). The coding region runs from base 144 to 1403 and encodes 419 amino acids. The record is from RefSeq and is a predicted model, not a curated record. The transcript is spliced from 11 exons. Gene Ontology annotation, biological process: lipid metabolic process. Gene Ontology annotation, molecular function: flavin adenine dinucleotide binding; acyl-CoA dehydrogenase activity. Lineage: Eukaryota; Metazoa; Chordata; Actinopteri; Perciformes; Percidae.